Lactuca virosa is the source of this 279-nucleotide messenger RNA. NCBI's taxonomy places the organism in Eukaryota, Viridiplantae, Streptophyta, Magnoliopsida, Asterales, Asteraceae. The record is from the annotation of a GenBank genome assembly.
AUGCUUGAGGAGCAUCCCCAUGUGGAACAGGAAGAAAAUGUGGUAACUGAUUACGAAUAUGACGAAUCUGAACAGGAGUUAGAUGAAGAGAAGGACGUAGAGGAGGCACGUAGUGAACCCCACCUAUCGAAAGUCCCAUCAGAUCCCCGCCCGGUUCAGAAGGGUGAUACAGACUAUCUACGCUCUCUCGGGAAAGCAAUUAUCAGCCUCAAGCUUCAACUUUUUACGGCCGAAGCAAGGGUUGUACGAGCCGAGCAAAGGGUAGAGGUAAUCACCUAA